UUGGGCUGCUAUUCCGUUUUGGAAAUGUCAUAAUGGCUGUGGCCUGAUGUUUCUCUUAUGUGGUUCAUUAUUUUUGGUGAAUGAUCUGCUCUUGUAACUUCUGGACACUUUUUCUUUUUUCCCUAAUACAGAUAUCAACCGCCCAUUCCUGUUGAUCAAGUAAAACCAUGGACUGAAUUUGACUAUGAAGGAGAGGGCUCUCCUGGCAUGAGGGGCAGAGGGCGUGGUCGAGGAAGGGGUAGGGGUAGAGGAAAUAGCAAUGGAAUGGGGGACUAUGGAGAUGGAGGUUGGGAUGGUGGACGUGGAUAUGGUGGAAGAGGAAGAGGCCGUGGAAGAAGCCGCAAUUUCCGUGGGCGUGGAAGAGGUUAUGGUGGUGAUGUACAACAUGAAUCAGGUGGUUACAAUGAAUAUGGUGGAUCUGAUGCACCAUCUGUGCAAAGCCGUGGGCGUGGUCGUGGCAGGGGAAGGGGCCGUGGUGGUCGUGGAAGGGAUUAUUUUAGAUCAGAUGGGCCAGCCCAGGCAACUGCUUGAACCUAGAACAUUUGUUAGUGGAAAAAAGAACUGCUGGAUGCCUGCUCUGCUCGUCGUGUUAUUUCUUCUUCUAAGAGAAUGGACUUCACUGAUAUAUGUUUAGGAGAUGCCAUUCGGUUGUUAGUGGUAAGCUGCUGCAAUGGUUGCCUGUAGCAGCUGUGUUUUUGUAGUUAGGUUUCUAGGAUUAUCAUUGAUUUGUUGUCGACAAAAAAAAAAGAAAGAAAAACCAUGCUGGUUUAUUAUACCCGUCAAAAAUUGUACAAUUUGUCUGAUGCUUUUUAUAGGAAUAAUAGAGCAGUACAUUCUUUCAUUCUUAAUUUCAAAA
This is a messenger RNA of Nelumbo nucifera (sacred lotus), 856 nucleotides long. NCBI's taxonomy places the organism in Eukaryota, Viridiplantae, Streptophyta, Magnoliopsida, Proteales, Nelumbonaceae. The record is from RefSeq and is a predicted model, not a curated record.